Messenger RNA from Antechinus flavipes (yellow-footed antechinus), 527 nucleotides. RefSeq names its product NADH:ubiquinone oxidoreductase subunit B11 (gene NDUFB11). Bases 16 to 483 code for a protein of 155 amino acids. The record is from RefSeq and is a predicted model, not a curated record. NCBI's taxonomy places the organism in Eukaryota, Metazoa, Chordata, Mammalia, Dasyuromorphia, Dasyuridae. The transcript has 3 exons.
AGUAGUUCUGGAGCCAUGGCGGCCGCAAUGGCAACUGCGGGGUUGUUGGGGAUUUGCUCUCGGAGGUUGUUCGGGGCUGCACGGAGGGUGCCGGCCGCCGCUUCUCUCCGCUGGAUCUCUACCACGACCGUGGUCUCCCCGCCGGUGGAGGAGAAACCGGUCCGGGUACCUGAAGUUCACUGGCAAGAAGACCCAGAUAAAGAAGAUGUCAACCUUUAUGAGAAGAAUCCGGAGACCCACGGCUUUGAUGAAGACCCUUUCAUAGACAUGUGGAACAUGAGGCUCGUGUUCUUCUUUGGCUUCUCUGUUGCCAUUGUCCUGGGCUCCACUUUUGUGGCCUAUCUUCCUGAUUACAAGAUGAAGGACUGGGCCAGGAGGGAGGCUGAGUACCUGGUGAAGCUACGGGAAUCUCAGGGCCUUCCCCUUUUGGAUUCCAACUAUUUUGACCCCAACAAGAUUAUUUUACCUGAGGAUGAGGACUAAAGUAAACCCCGGCUAUGAAUAAAGUGAUUCUGAUUCUGUUAGUA